Anastrepha obliqua is the source of this 1301-nucleotide messenger RNA. RefSeq lists its product as uncharacterized. NCBI's taxonomy places the organism in Eukaryota, Metazoa, Arthropoda, Insecta, Diptera, Tephritidae. The transcript is spliced from 2 exons. The record is from RefSeq and is a predicted model, not a curated record. The coding region runs from base 751 to 1077 and encodes 108 amino acids.
AUGGCGAUGAAAUAUUUGAAGUGUAAGCGAAGUAUUAUUAUCUGAAGAUUCGUAAGGAUGCAACUCCGUUUUUCGAAACAUUUCAUAAAUUAUAUUCUACCAGCAACAAUUGGGAAAGUUACACGCGGAAAGAAAGAAAACGGAAUCUAGUGCAAAUUCACUAUUUCUCUCAACACGAAAAAAUAUGCGUCGCGCCAAAAAUAAAGUUAACAAAAGUGCAUUACUUAGUUACCACCUGACAUUAAGAAACCGCACAUAUUACAUAGCAAAGAAGUCUGGGGUCAAAACAGUUGUAGCAGAUUUGGACGAAUAAAUCUUGUUUGGUUUUUAAAGGUGUUGAGACUGCAUAGCAAGACUUCUUGUUGCAGCCCAAAAACAUUUUCAUGAGGACGUACAUCCACACGUUCAGAAAAACGGCGGCAGCGAUAUAAAAAGCGGGACUUCAGUUGAUGUAUGUAUGUAUUGUUCUCGGAAAAGUGGUUUUCUGAACAAAAGUAAAAUGGCCCCAGAGAAUAAGAAAAUUUUUUGAAGUUAAGGUAUUUAAAAACGUUGCACUUAAUUUUCAAACUACACAGUUAUCAUAUUCUUAGCUUAAGUAUUCGUAGGCGGUGUACCUAAUAUAGGUGUAAAAAAUUUCAAAUGUAUAAACGUACGUUUGUUGCUUUAAAAUCUGAAAGAUUGCCGGCAUUGAAAUUGUUUAGCUUUACAUAAAAUUGGUGCUGUUUUGACAUUGAAAUAGUUGCAGGCAAUAUGGAAAUCAGAACAAUUACAAAUGUAUCAACUGCUAAAAGUCAACAUUACAACAGCCAUAAUAACAUCGACAGCAACAACAAGAAAGACAGGCCAAUACGAAAAAGCAACAGCGCCAAAAUGCCAACGAUCAAAUUAGGGCAGCACAAAAAGCGGUCGCUCAUGCAUGCGCGAUUUGUAGGUGUAGAAAUAAACGGCUGGAAUUUAGAACAAUGCCUAUUUUGGAAUUUCUGGCAAACUAUAAUGUUUUUUUUAAUGAAACUUGGUGGAGAUGUUAGUGAGGUGUUAAGGAACACUAUUUAUAACUUUAAAUUAAUCGGGAAAUAAUAAUUUUUUAAUUAUUUACAUUCAAAAUGCCCUUGGGAACAUCAGUAUAAUUUGCCACAUUACACUCUAUAUUUUUUAACAUUUCACUAUAAAUCACCAAAUAUACACUCACACGCGUGUUUUUACCGAUUUUUAUGCUAAUAUUCUAAUUAUAUCUAUUAAAAUUAAAUGCAAAUACAUUUGCCUAUGCAAUCACAUUCCAAUUUUAAGCGCGAAUAAGAAGA